Molecule: messenger RNA, 1024 nt
Organism: Ricinus communis (castor bean)
Lineage: Eukaryota; Viridiplantae; Streptophyta; Magnoliopsida; Malpighiales; Euphorbiaceae
Product: 40S ribosomal protein S3-3
Exons: 6
Coding region: 173-877 (234 amino acids)
Biological process (GO): translation
Cellular component (GO): nucleus; cytosolic small ribosomal subunit
Molecular function (GO): structural constituent of ribosome; RNA binding
Source: RefSeq, a predicted model, not a curated record
CGUCCAAAUAAACAACAUUAGCCACCGUACGAUCAAUUAACCUAUGAAACCCUAGUAUAUAGUAUCACACCGACCCAAUUUAAACGCUUCACUAACAUUAGGGUUUCACUUUAGCCUUCGAACAGAACUCGUUAGCGCCGAACACACUUCAGUUUCUCCAAUUCUGAGAAACAUGUCUACUCAAAUCAGUAAGAAGCGCAAGUUUGUUGCGGAUGGUGUUUUUUAUGCUGAGCUGAAUGAGGUAUUGACUAGAGAGCUUGCCGAGGAUGGUUACUCUGGUGUUGAAGUUAGGGUUACACCGAUGCGCACUGAAAUAAUCAUUAGGGCUACUAGGACCCAGAAUGUUCUUGGUGAGAAGGGAAGAAGAAUCAGGGAGCUGACUUCUGUAGUUCAGAAACGAUUUAACUUUCCUGAUAACAGUGUGGAACUCUAUGCUGAGAAAGUUAACAAUAGGGGUCUCUGCGCUAUUGCACAGGCCGAGUCUCUUCGUUACAAGCUCCUUGGAGGCCUUGCUGUUAGGAGGGCUUGCUAUGGUGUGUUGAGAUUUAUAAUGGAGAGUGGGGCAAAAGGAUGCGAGGUUAUUGUGAGUGGAAAGCUCAGAGCACAGCGUGCCAAGUCCAUGAAAUUCAAGGAUGGGUACAUGAUUUCCUCUGGUCAACCUGUCAAGGAAUAUAUUGACUCUGCUGUGAGGCAUGUUCUUCUAAGACAGGGUGUACUUGGUAUCAAGGUUAAGAUCAUGCUUGACUGGGAUCCUAGGGGUAAGUUGGGUCCAAUGACACCAUUGCCUGAUCUAGUCACAAUCCAUUCUCCCAAGGAAGAAGAAGAGUAUAAUACUCCAGCAGUGCUGACAGCCAAUAUUGAGAUCCCAGUUGCAUAAGUCCUCAAUUGGAGGAAAUAAGUCUGUAGUACUUGGCUUUAUGGCUUUUCAUAUUUAUAAAUAUUUUAGGGGAGGAAGAUACUAGAUGCUUGUAUGAAUCAAGAAUUGGUUUUUUCUUGCUUAUAUUAGCGUCUCAAGUUUGUCUCA